AUGUCAUUGAACGCUUGUUUUAUCGAAGUCGAUGCUACUGGAACUUAUGUUGCAUUUCACCCUGUACAGAUUCAACGUGGACAAAUUAUUCCAGAGUACAAUUUUAUGAGUAUAUGGUCGGAACCUCUACCAGAAGAUUCAUCGAAAGUUACUGAAGCGCUGUUGGAAUCUAUUGUUAAAGUGUUCAAUAGAAUGCCAACUACAGCGGACUUUAAUGAUGGUCGCCAUGAAAGACUGGUUAUUUGGCUGAAUGUUGAGCUUAUUCCUCCUAAUAUUAAUCUGUUACAACUGUCAGCUGGGUUCAUACAUUCCGAAAUCACAUUGGUUUUUGUAACUGAAAUUACUCGUGACUUCCAAACUUGGGAUCUUUAUCGUGAAACGGCUCGAAACACCGGUGGUGAGUAUAUACUGCUUCCAAGUGAUCCAACGGCUCUGGAACGUGCUAUAUUAUCGGUCAUUAAUGGUGGAGAUACUCUACGACAAGCAUUUCUUCAUUUACGAACGCAACAAAGCACAGCAACUCCUAGUCGUCCAACUGAUGCCAAUGAACAAACACAAGGUGCAGCCAACGACUUGAUUUUCCCGUUUGACUGA
This is a messenger RNA of Adineta ricciae, 594 nucleotides long. NCBI's taxonomy places the organism in Eukaryota, Metazoa, Rotifera, Eurotatoria, Adinetida, Adinetidae. The record is from the annotation of a GenBank genome assembly.